Priapulus caudatus is the source of this 1841-nucleotide messenger RNA. RefSeq names its product large neutral amino acids transporter small subunit 2-like. NCBI's taxonomy places the organism in Eukaryota, Metazoa, Priapulida, Priapulimorpha, Priapulimorphida, Priapulidae. Gene Ontology annotation, cellular component: membrane. The coding region runs from base 453 to 1841 and encodes 462 amino acids. The transcript is spliced from 10 exons. Gene Ontology annotation, biological process: amino acid transmembrane transport. Gene Ontology annotation, molecular function: L-amino acid transmembrane transporter activity. The record is from RefSeq and is a predicted model, not a curated record.
GACAUGCUGCCCCCCACAGUCACAUUGCACUGAUUGCAGACACCAAAUUAUCUUUCUUGUCUAAUUUCAAUUUGUAAACGGUGUGAUAACAUGUAAUUGAAUAGACUCGCACUGUGAUUCGGAGAGAAGAAAUGAAUUCAAUGCAAAAACUGUACUUUUACUCUAUGCGUACACCCCCGCGAAAAGUAAGCUGGUCUUCAAAUAUGGCCGCCGAUAAUUUCGUCAUACAACUGAGUCACGAGGCGCCGCACGUAAAGUUCUGAAACACGCUGUCGCGUGGAACCGGAUAAAAGCCAUUGUACGUUCAACGUUGAGUAGUGUUCACUGUCGCUGGUCAAUCAAGCAACGAAGAUAGUGGCACUAGUCUCUAGGAACGCUAAGCUACUCUAAGCCGGGCUGCACCUACCCGUUUGUUUCUCCCACACAGACGCCACGGGUCUCGGCCCACAAAGAUGGCCACCGACACCAAGUACAGUCCCGUGAAGGCGGCCGCGGCAGCUGCGCCCGCAGGGGGCGCCGGCGUCGACGCGGCGUCGGAGGGAAUCUCGCUAAAGCCGAAGAUCACGCUGCUCAACGGCGUCACCGUCAUCGUCGGCUCGAUCAUCGGCUCGGGGAUCUUCGUCUCGCCGAAGGGCGUGCUGCAGUACACGGGCAGCGUAGGCAUGUUCCUGCUCGUCUGGCUCUUUUGCGGCAUCUUCUCGACGAUCGGCGCCUACUGCUACUGCGAGCUGGGCACGCUGAUCCAGCGGUCGGGCGCCGACUACGCGUACAUCUACGAGGCGUUCGGUCCGCUGCUCGCCUUCAUGAGGCUGUGGGUCGAGUGCGUGAUCGUGCGGCCAUGCUCGCAGGCGAUCGUCGCCAUGACGUUCGGCAUCUACAUCCUGAAGCCGUUCUACACGGAGUGCGAGCCGCCGGACGACGCCGUGAGGCUGCUGGCCGCCGUCUGCAUCAUCGUGCUGAUGUUCAUCAACUGUGUCAACGUGAAGUGGGCGAUGCGCGUACAGGACGUGUUUACCUUCGCCAAGCUGCUCUCUCUAGCCAUCAUCGUCAUCACGGGCAUCGUCAUGCUCUGCCUAGGAAACUUCGAGAACUUUCACUCGCCCUUCUCGAACACCACAACAGACGUGACGUCGAUCGCGCUUGCCUUUUACUCGGGCCUGUUUGCCUACAACGGCUGGAACUACUUGAACUUUGUCAUUGAGGAGCUGCAAGAACCAGAGAAGAACCUGCCGAAGGCUGUCGGCAUCUCGAUGAUCAUUGUUGUCUUCAUCUACGUGAUGACCAACAUUGCCUUCCUCACCGUCGUCUCACCGGCUGAGAUACUACAGAGCCCCGCUGUCGCCGUGCUGUUUGCCGACCGACUGUACGGCGUCAUGGCGUGGAUCAUGCCCGUCAUGGUCGCCAUGUCGACGUUCGGCACCGUCAACGGCAUCCUCUUCACGUCGGCGCGUCUCUUCUACGUGGGCGCGCGCGAGGGCCACAUGCCCGAGGUUCUCACAAUGAUCCAGGUCAAGCUGCUCACACCCAUGCCUGCCGUCAUCUUCAUGGGGUUGCUGUCGCUGUUGUAUCUCGGCUCGUCGGAGAUCUACGCUCUCAUCAACUACGUGAGCUUCGUCUGCUGGCUCGCCAUCGGCCUCGCCGUAUUCUCCGUGCUCUGGUUCCGCUGGAAGUGGCCAGACGCACCGCGACCAAUCAAGGUGAACAUCAUCUGGCCGAUCCUCUACACGUUAGGUUCCAUCUUCCUGGUUGUUCUGCCGGCCAUAGCUGAGCCCAAGGACACAGGUAUCGGAGCGCUGAUCAUGCUCACGGGCUUCCCUAGUCUAUUCAGCUUCGUCAAGUAA